AUGGCCACCAAAUACGACUCUGUAAAGUGCAAAUCAUGCGCUAGAGUCCUCGCUGUGGUAUCAGCCACUGGGCUUGUACCUACGACCUCGCCUAAUGCCUCCCAUGCAGGAUGCAGCACAUGUCAGCGAUUUGACUCUCUGUAUGACGCGAUUAGAGAAGCCGAUACUGAAUGGACUGUACUCGAAAACAAGCGCGACUCAAUUAGUAAAUCAUUCGCGCGAGACAACCACAAGCGGGCUCAUAUGGAGUUCGAUAACUGGUUGAUGACCGUUGAAGCACCAGGACCAGCAAGAGACGCGCAAAAUGAACACCCCGAGGACAAGGACCAUGGAGGAGGGGACUUUAUCAACGACGACAAACAAGAUAUAGCUGGUCCCAAGCGUCGAAGAUCACACUCGCCUACUACCCAGCGGUCUGGAGAAUCAUCCGAUACAGCACCACAUGGACAGCAAGGCAUGUCGCUGUCUCUCAGGCCAUCGCCUAAACGAUCGCACAGCUCAUCAGCCUCGAUAUCACGCAAGCGACUCAAAUUUUCCGAUUCAGUCGAGUUCCAUGAGAAUUACAGGACCAGUGAGCAGUAUCACCGACCGAGCGAAACGUACGCGCGAGGGAGAAAUGCGCCGCCUGAGGGUUCCGAGUACAUGGACACUAGUGGAUCGGGUCUGACCUUCCUGAAGUUCACCGGUAUGAAGAAAGUUGGCGCCAAAUGGGUUGAGCUGAGCGAGGAAGAGCUUGCAAAGCAGAGCGAAAAAGCAAAGACUUGGGCACAGCUGCGGAAACUCGCAACUGCAGGGAAACCGCAAGCUGAUACACCGGAGGCCGAUGCAGAAGUAGAGGUGAGGCAGGAUGACGAUGCUCCUCAAGAUGCUCGUGCAGCAAGACUUGCACGAAGAGCUAAGGGAACAAGCGCGGAAUCAGUGCAAGCUCGGGGCACGACAAGUAGACGGGGCCGGGGCACCCUGCGAAAAGGGAAACAACCAUCGCUUGUCAGUGCAGUGGAUGAUGUCCCAGAGACUGCGUGUGACUCUACCCUCGUCUCGAAUACCACAACAACAACACAUGGAAAUGAUCAUCAUUCGGACGGAGAUCUAGGUCGGGUGGAGAUCAUCGCAUCUGGAGACGACGGUCUGGAGCGAAGACAUGACGCUGUUCCCAGAACAGAAACCACAGCGGCAAUGUGCGCCGAUCAAGUACGAGACCCAGCCACACCCCACGAGGAGCCCCACAAGGAUAUGCAAGUGAUUAGCGAGGCAAUGUGCCAGAGUAUUGCAGCUCAGCCAAACACCGGUAGUGUGGAGUCUCAACCAACAGUCGUAUCUGGAUACGACCAAUCGCAACUCGAGCCAAGGAAGAAUGCCUUAUGCACAGAUCAUGAUGCACCGGAAAUUGAGAUACCUGAGGCGUCGUCUGGGUCUCGAGUUCUGCGACCGACCUCAGGUAACCUUGAGGAUACCGGCAUCGCAAGUACGCGAGACCUAGACCAUCUCUCAGAUGCUCGCCCCAAUUCUGAGAAAAUUCCGGUGCGAAAGGAGGAUGCUGUGCGCGAUGACCCUGGAGUGUCAACUCAAAACACGCCUACUGCUGCAGAGAAGGCUAUCGCGACAGGAACAUCUCUGCAACAGCCAUCCGCGGAGCGUGAAGACCUCGUCACGGAGCUGAACACGUCUACAUCAGCUGACAACAAGCUCCAAGUGCAGGGUCACUCCAAUGUGGACAUCGCUAGCGCCACGAUACCGCAAGACCCUGAUCGCCCUCCUGCAGCCAGAAUGCCCACAGAAGAAGCGUAG
Alternaria arbusti is the source of this 1788-nucleotide messenger RNA. RefSeq lists its product as uncharacterized. The coding region runs from base 1 to 1788 and encodes 595 amino acids. The transcript has a single exon. NCBI's taxonomy places the organism in Eukaryota, Fungi, Ascomycota, Dothideomycetes, Pleosporales, Pleosporaceae. The record is from RefSeq and is a predicted model, not a curated record.